This is a messenger RNA of Neohortaea acidophila, 720 nucleotides long. RefSeq names its product S-adenosyl-L-methionine-dependent methyltransferase. The coding region runs from base 1 to 720 and encodes 239 amino acids. NCBI's taxonomy places the organism in Eukaryota, Fungi, Ascomycota, Dothideomycetes, Mycosphaerellales, Teratosphaeriaceae. Gene Ontology annotation, biological process: tRNA wobble uridine modification. The record is from RefSeq and is a predicted model, not a curated record. Gene Ontology annotation, cellular component: cytoplasm; nucleus. The transcript has a single exon. Gene Ontology annotation, molecular function: S-adenosylmethionine-dependent methyltransferase activity; tRNA binding.
AUGUCCACCUCCGCAGCCGCAGCCCCAACCUACGAAAACCAACACGUGCACGCAGUCUACAACCAAAUCGCCGCGCACUUCUCCUCAACGCGGCACAAGCCGUGGCCCAUCAUCGAAAACUUCCUGCGCACGCUGCCCGCCGGCGCCAUCGGCCUCGACGUCGGCUGCGGCAACGGGAAAUACCUGUCCGUCAACCGCGACAUUUUCAUCGUCGCGUCGGACCGGUCGCGCAACUUGCUGGAAAUCGCGGGCAAGGAGGAGUCGCAUCGGCCGCAUGCGGUUGUGGAGGCGGAUGUGCUAGAGUUGCCGCAUCCGAGGGGGACGUUUGAUUUUGCGAUUUGUAUUGCUGUUGUGCAUCACUUGUCCACUGCGGAGAGGCGGGUGGAGGCGGUGAGGGGGAUUUUGGAAACGUUGAGGCCUGAGGGGAGGGCGCUGGUUUAUGUGUGGGCGCUGGAGCAGGGGGGUAGUCGAAGGGGGUGGACGGCGGACGACGAACAGGAUGUGAUGGUGCCGUGGGUUAUGCGGGGAUCGAAAAAGGCGGCGUCUGCUGAUGCAGAUGGGCCGGCCAACGGAGGGCAAGACAGGGUGUUUCAUCGGUACUACCAUCUCUACCGUGAAGGGGAAUUGAAUCAAGAUGUCACGGCCGCUGGAGGGGUCGUACUGGAUUCUGGAUAUGAGAAGGACAAUUGGUGGGUGGUUGCCGGGCGGCAGCUGACCUGA